CAUGGUGCUUUGCGAACACAGACGACUUGGCGUUAAACGGCGCUGAGAUUCAAAUAUUUGAACCAGAGCUGAGCUUACGGGCGCGCGAGAGAGAGAGACAGGAGCGAGGAGGAAGGUCGCCAUGGAUCCCUACACCCAGAAACUACUUGAACGAACGCGAGCUCGACGAGAAAAUCUCCAGAAAAAGAUGUCUGAAAGACCAACGGCAGCUGGACGACAAAUUGCAAAAAGGAUCAGGGAACCUUUGUGUGAAGCAAAUAACCAACCUUCAGAAGCUGCUGAGGAAGUGAAAGAUUCUACCAAGCCUUCUCCAUCCAAAAGACGCUGUUCAGACAAAGUUGAAACGGCAGUUUCUGGUGUGGAAAACAAGGAGCCAGAAACUCCUAUGGCUACUACUGUUGUAGUACCUCCUGCAAGCCAACCUGCCGAAUUAGUCCAGGAGCAGGAAGUGCAAGAUGUGAACCCUAAAUCGACAGCCGCCUCUGUAAAGAAUCGAAUGCAGCAAUUGGCUGCGCAGCGGCAGAACUGGGACGGUGAUGGUAACGCAUUUGACUUAGAUGUAGCAUCACCAGUAAAAUUGUGCAGGCAAGCAUCUCCACCACCACCUCACCAGACACCGACCAGUGUCCAGCCUGGUACUCCAGCUGGAAGGAGAGCACGCUUGAACAAUCUUGCAGCAACAAUUUCAUCCUGGGAGGAUGACUUGAGCCGCCCAACUGCGAAGCAAAACAAGCCGCAAGGACAGCCUGGUACUGCUUGUUUACCAGUUUCAGGCAGAGCCCCGGCUACUGUCAACAGCAGCAGUGUUAAACGGCAAGAUCCAAGGCCUGUGGAAACAGUCGUCCAUAAGCCAGCCCCCGUUGUCUUGCAGACCGUUCAAUCAACCAAAGUGAUUCCACCUAGUCCGAAGAAAACUGAGCAGCCCAAACCACUGGCAACUAAAGGGCCAAUUAACUCCGAUCAGGUCAGCUCGAAUCUAAAGAAAAUUGAGGAUCUGGCCACCUUGAAUCUGAAGAAAAUUGAGGAGCCCAAGCCAUUGGAAACUAAAGGGCCACUUAACCCAAAUCUGGCCACCUUGAAUCUGAAGAAAAUUGAGGAGCCCAAGCCAUUGGAAACUAAAGGGCCACUUAACCCAAAUCUGGCCACCUUGAAUCUGAAGAAAAUUGAGGAGCCCAAGCCAUUGGAAACUAAAGGGCCACUUCAGUCAGCUCAGGCCAACUCAGGUCUGAAGAAAACUGAGUUGCCCAAGCUACUGGCACCUAAAGGGACACUUAAACUGGAUCAGGUAAACUCUAGUCCAAAGAAAACUGAACAGCGUAAUCUACUGCCUUCUAAAGGAGAGUUUGCCCAGCACCAAACCCAGCCUAGAGAUCAGCCAACCAGAGGGACCACUGCUCCGCUUCAGUCCAGAGGCAAUCUAACCCCAGGUGGAACAGGGGUGAAGUCUUUCCUGGAAAGGUUUAGUGAACGCUGCCAGGAGCGGAGUGCAUCAAACCCCAAAGCACCAACUCCUGGGCUGAAAUCUCCUGUUACUCCAAACACAAAAGCCAUCCAGGAGAGGCUUUUUAAACAGCAGGAGCUCUCCACCACAGCAAGCCUCACGCAGCAGCUUAAACAGGAGCGUGAGAAAGAGCUGGCCAAUAUUCGCAAUCGUUUUCAGGGAGGCAACGUCGGUGCUACGGAAAAAAAAGGAGAAAGCUCAUUUACCAAGCAGCCCAAGGAGACUGAUGUGUCUCCCCUUGGGACCUCUGAGCAAACCAGUGCAAAAUCUCAGGAGUCUCAAAUGAAUAUCACCGCAGCCCUUCAACCACCCUGCAAGGCUCCUUCAGAACCACAGCCAAAAUUUAUAUCUGUACAUGAGGGUGAAUCUUCCUCUGUGAAAGUAACUAGCACAGAAUCUGCAGCUCCUGCCAUUGAAUGUAAGGAGAAGGUUCCGUCCAGUCCUGCCAAAUCAAGUCCUCUCAGAAAGGUUAUGUUUGUGUCUGAACAACUGAAUGUUAUAGAGAGUACCUCAGAUGAUGAGAAGAGUGAUGAUGAAAGAAAUCCUGAUAAAGUUGGAAAGGUCAGUGAAGUUGAGAUGAGUGUUGACGAUGAGCUUAACAGUUCGGCUGUUAUUAAUGAACUGUUUGAGGGCGUUAUGGAAGAGGAUGAAGAUGUGGAUGACGAUGAGGAGAGAGAGAGUGAACUGAACAUAUCCUCGAUGUCGCUGCUUGCUCCAUUAGCUGUUGCGAGUCCAGAGCUGGUCUCCAAAACUGCUCUAAACAGCCCAGCUAAACAGAACAAUAACACUCCAGACAACGCAAAGAGAAGCAAGUUCCAGCGAACACGACUAACCAGAGCAGAGUCUACGGACAGUAUGGGGUCUUCAACCGAUGACCAGAACCUUUUGUACAGCAUUGAUGCCUACAGGUCCCAAAGAAUUAAACCCACCGAGCGUCCCCCAGUGAAACAAAUCAUUGUCCGCAAAGAGGAUGUUACUCAAAGACUUGAGGAAAGGCGGGCAGCAACUCCAAGUUCAGUUAAUAUAAAACAGAGGAUGAAGAAUCUGAGCAAUGACAUAAAUAUCCAGCAGAGUGUUAUUCACCAGGCCAGCCAGGCUUUAAACUGCUGCACAGAUGAGGAUCAUGGGAAAGGAUCUCAGCAAGAAGCUGAAGCUGAGAGGCUGCUACUUAUUGCCAGUGAGAGACGAAUGGUACUUCUUGCUGAGCUAAACAAACUGAAGACUGAGGGAGCGUCUGCCCAAAAGAAAGCUGAAUCUGCUGCUAAAGCAGUUGGUGACUUUGCUCCAUCACGAGGCUCAAUUUCUCUGUCUGAAAUCCGUCUUCCUUUAAAGGCAGACUUCAUCUGUUCAACAGCUCACAAAACAGAUUCAGCAAGUUUUUAUUUUUUUGUGCUGAUUAGAGCUGGAGCUCUAAAUAUGGUGGCCACACCAUUGGCUUCUACUCAAAAUGCAGUUAGUGGCGAUGCUAUUACUUUCCCUACUAAGUUUACACUGCAAGAUGUCUCAAAUGAUUUUGAAAUUGAAAUUGAAGUUUACAGUCUGGCACAGAGACAGGAGAUGAGUUCUACUGACAAGAAGAAAAAAACUAAUAAAUCUAAGGCUAUAACUCCAAAGAGACUACUUACUUCAAUCACAAAAAGCAAUAUUCAUACUCCAGCUCUGUCAAGUCCUGGAGGCCCAAAUGCAGUACGCUCAAGUAAUUUUGUCAUGGUCGGAUCCUACAAGAUUGUGCUUUCUUCUGUAGGAAAUACAAAAUUCCAACUGGAUAAGGUUCCAUUCUUGUGUCCUAUUCAAGGUCACAUUUACGUGAAGCUACAGUGUCAGGUUGGUUCCUCUGUGGAAGAACAUGGAUUCCUGACUAUGUUCCAUGAUGUCAGUGGUUUUGGAGCUUGGCAUAGACGUUGGUGUGUCCUAUCAGGAGCCUGCAUCUCAUACUGGACCUAUCCAGAUGAUGAAAAAUGCAAGCGCCCACUUGGCAGAAUAAACCUGGCUAAUUGUACCAGCAGAAAAAUAGACCCGGCUAACCGGGAAUUCUGUGCUCGACCGAACACCUUUGAACUGAUCACAGUAAGACCUCAACGAGAGGAUGAUCGAGAGACGCUCGUCAGCGAGUGCAAGAACACACUUUGUGUCACCAAAAACUGGUUGUCUGCAGACACUAAAGAGGAACGCAACCUCUGGAUGCAGAAGCUGAAUCGGGUCCUAGUUGAUCUUCGUACCUGGCAACCAGAUGCCUGCUAUAGACCCCAGGUCAUUUAAGGAGAUUGAGUGGCAAUAUUAGCUUUGUUUAAUUGUGUGGGUUCUCCUCAUAUGGAUCUAAAUAAAAUAUUAUGAGCAUUGAACAAGUGCAAAUGCUUGCUGCGCCUUAUAAAUUUCAGGCAGUGUGCUUGAAAAGCCCGAUGUUCAACUGUGGCUGAAAAAUUAUUUUAUAUGCAGAAAGCCUAUUUAUGAUGAAGCAGAAAAUCCUUUUUGGAAGCCUUUGUUCACACUAAUGUAUAUUGAUUAUUUGCAGAAAAAGGGUAUUGCACUAGGCAUUUUGAGUUACAAGAAUUCUUUCACAAGUUAGAAGAUGCCACAGAUCAGUCAGGGUUGUCUGUUUAUUCUUGAAAUUAAGUAAUAAAUCUGCAGGUAGAAAGGGUUCAAAUUAUAAACCAUUCCCAUGUACUGUAGUUUAUCAUUGUUGUGCUUCAGAGGAAGGAAGGAUAUUUGGAUCCACGGUCACAAUAAUCUGAGUCCUGUAGCUGCAGGGGUUAGAGCCCUUGCUUUGCAAGCGAG
Molecule: messenger RNA, 4276 nt
Organism: Callorhinchus milii (elephant shark)
Lineage: Eukaryota; Metazoa; Chordata; Chondrichthyes; Chimaeriformes; Callorhinchidae
Product: anillin, actin binding protein
Exons: 25
Coding region: 122-3760 (1212 amino acids)
Biological process (GO): actomyosin contractile ring assembly; mitotic cytokinesis; septin ring organization
Cellular component (GO): actomyosin contractile ring
Source: RefSeq, a predicted model, not a curated record